Messenger RNA from Clunio marinus, 1467 nucleotides. Lineage: Eukaryota; Metazoa; Arthropoda; Insecta; Diptera; Chironomidae. The record is from the annotation of a GenBank genome assembly.
AUGGCGAAACUUUCUUUGAGAAUUGUGAAGAAUUUGAUGAAAGAAGGAUUAAAGUUUGGAGAUGUUGUCGGUUUGGUUGUGAAGAACACAACAUACGUUGCUCCACUUGUGCUUGCAUGUCUUCUCGGUGGAUUUCCAGUGUCAACUCUCGAUCCAACUUUUGACGAUAAUGAAGUCGCAAACAUUUUCAGACAAACGAAUCCCAAAAUGGUUUUCUGUGAUCAUGACAAUUUCGAAAUCGUGGUUGAUGCAAUGGAAGUUACCAAUAACGACAGCGACAUUUACAUAGUUGAUGAGAAAACUACAGGCACCCCACAUGGUUUUGGAAUCGAUGGAACAAAACUUUGUUCAGUAAUUUUAUGCAGUUCUGGAACGACAGGAUUGUCUAAAGGAACGAUGCUUUCAAGUGCACAAUGCAUUCAAAUGACGAAUCCAUUCCCACAAGUUCUAAAUCCGACUUUCCUCUGUUUCAGUUCACUUUAUUGGUUGUCUGGUUUUACAUCUUUGAUGUAUUCACUUGCAAAUUGUUGUAAACGUGUCAUUUCAAGACGCAAAUUUUCUCCCCUUUUCAUGGUUCAUUUAAUUGAGAAAUAUAAAGUGAACGUCAUUAUUGCACCUCCAUCACAAGCGAUUUUACUCAUACAAUCGCCAGUAAUGAAACUUGCUGAUUUGAGUUCAAUAAGAAUUUUCAUGAUAGGCGGUGGAGCUUUAGCACAGCAAUUUAGAAAAUCUCUUCAAGAACAUUUACUGUAUGGAACUCUCAUUUUCGCUUAUGGAAUGACUGAAAUUGGUGGAUUAGCUUCUAUGACUUUACCUUUUCAGAAGCCUUCAAACUCUGUUGGAAAAAUAACUCCGAAUGUCAAAAUUAAGAUUGUCGAUGAAGAUGGAAAUAUUUUAGACACAAAUGAUAUUGGCGAGAUUUAUGUGUUGUCACCCACAAUGUUUAUUGGAUAUGCAAAUAAUCCUGAAGCUACUAAGAGUUCGUUUGAUGCUUAUGGUUGGUAUAAAACUGGUGAUCUCGGUUAUAUUACUGUGGAUGGAGAAAUUUUCGUUAUUGAUCGUAAAAAGGAAAUGAUUAAAUAUUUAAAUUAUCAAGUAGCACCAUCGGAACUUGAAACAUUCAUACAGAAAAUUGAAGGCGUUAAAACAGUUUGCGUUGUUGGAAUUCCUGAUUACAUAAGUGGCGAUCUCGCAUCUGCAAUUGUUGUUAAAGAAGAAAACAGUUAUUUAACAGAGCAAGAUAUUGUCGAUGAAGUGACACGAUUUUUCCCGCAAUUCAAGCGACUUCAUGGUGGAGUUUAUUUCGUUGAUUCACUUCCGAUAACACCAUCUGGAAAAAUAAAGAAAGUUGAAGUCAGAAAAAUGGCAACUCAACUCUAUAAAGUGCAUGAAAUAAAUGGAAAUUAUUAAAUAACUCAUUAUGUGUUUAAUGUCAUGUUAGCAAAUUUUGAUGUAAUAAAAUGAGGU